GGGGGCGGGCCGGAGCCCCAGAGCCCGGUUAAAAUAGGGGUGGCAGCGCGCGAGGCCGAGACAGGAACCCCCCAGCAGAAAACUAGCUGAAGCGGCAGAGGGCCAGGAUGCAGACAAUCACUAAGAACCAGCCACCAGUGUUUGACAAGCCUAAAGUAGAACUUCACGUCCAUUUGGAUGGAGCCAUCAAGCCUGAAACUAUCUUGUACUAUGGCGAGAGGAGAGGAAUCCCACUUCCUGCCAACACAGUGGAGAAACUCCAGGAAAUCAUUGGCAUGGACAAGCCCCUGAGCCUCCCAGAGUUCUUGGCUAAGUUUGACUACUACAUGCCAGCUAUUGCGGGUGACCGGGAGGCCAUAAAACGAGUGGCCUAUGAGUUUGUGGAGAUGAAAGCAAAGGAAGGUGUGGUGUAUGUGGAGGUUCGGUACAGCCCUCACCUGCUGGCAAACUCCAAAGUGGAGCCCAUCCCCUGGAAUCAGGCUGAGGGUGACCUCACUCCUGAUGAAGUUGUGUCUCUCGUCAGCAAGGGCCUGCAGGAGGGCGAGCGAGACUUUAACAUCAAAGUCAGGUCUAUUCUAUGCUGCAUGCGCCACAUGCCAAAUUGGUCCCCUGAGGUGGUGGAACUGUGUAAGAAGUAUCGCCACCAGACCGUGGUGGCCAUCGACCUGGCUGGAGAUGAGACCAUCGAGGAUAGUAGCCUCUUUACUGGGCAUGUACAGGCCUAUGAGGAAGCUGUGAAAAGUGGCAUUCAUCGGACAGUUCAUGCCGGAGAAGUGGGGCCACCCAAGGUUGUCCAGCAGGCAGUGGAUGUUCUCCAUGCUGAGAGGAUUGGCCAUGGCUACCACACUCUGGAAGACCCCACCCUGUAUAACAAAUUGCUGAAGGAGGACAUGCAUUUUGAGGUAUGUCCCUGGUCGAGCUAUCUCACAGGAGCCUGGAAACCAGACACCCAGCACGCGGUCAUACGAUUUAAAGACGAUAAGGCUAACUAUUCACUCAACACCGAUGACCCCCUCAUCUUCAAGUCUACCAUUGACACAGAUUACCGCAUGGUUAAAACAAAAAUGGGCUUAACUGAGGAAGAGUUUAUGAGACUGAAUAUCAAUGCAGCCAAGUCCAGCUUCCUUCCAGACAAUGAGAAAAAGGAGCUCCUUGACCUACUGUACAAGGCCUAUCAGAUUCCACAGUCAACCUCCAGAGAGUCAGAGUGAUGAUGCCUCUGCAGGACAGAGCAGGAGAAAAACUACUGAUCCCCAGAAUGCCUCAGUAACUACCAUGCACUCAGGAACCAGAUUCAAGCUUCCUUCCCAGUACGGUGGGGGGUACUAUAAUCUUAACCAUUUUCUUUCAUGGAGCAAUGCCAAUGAACAAAUCAACUCUUCCUGCUAUACAAGUAGCCAGCUGUGCUUUAAUUAAUAUACCUCGAUGAGAAACAUUUAUUUAGUAUGGAAGUGCUCACCAUCCACGUGACUCGGGCUAUGGCUUAUACAUCAUUUAAAAACAACUGUGCUAGAUGACCAACUUGCCAGGGGCCAGAUCUGAGGCACCUGUGAAGAAGCAAUCCCAGGAGUCUGCUGGGUGUGGGUAGGUGGGGGUGCUCGAAUCAAUAAAGUAAUCAAUCUA
Molecule: messenger RNA, 1623 nt
Organism: Monodelphis domestica (gray short-tailed opossum)
Lineage: Eukaryota; Metazoa; Chordata; Mammalia; Didelphimorphia; Didelphidae
Gene: ADA
Product: adenosine deaminase
Biological process (GO): inosine biosynthetic process; negative regulation of adenosine receptor signaling pathway; hypoxanthine salvage
Cellular component (GO): cytosol; external side of plasma membrane
Molecular function (GO): adenosine deaminase activity
Source: RefSeq, a predicted model, not a curated record